Molecule: messenger RNA, 672 nt
Organism: Symbiodinium pilosum
Lineage: Eukaryota; Dinophyceae; Suessiales; Symbiodiniaceae
Source: the annotation of a GenBank genome assembly
GAGAUCGACUCAACCCAAAGCUUUGUGGAGCGAGAGCAUGAGAGCUUCAACCAGGAAAAGCUCACGGCAGUCAGCGCUGACUUCCAGUCCAAGGGGCGUGGCACGGGCGGGCGGAGUUGGCACGCGACAAAGGCCCAAAGCGUGAUGGUCUCCUUUUUCUUCCGGUUCCCGUCGGAGCAGACCAACGAUUUCGUCAACACCAACGCGCCCAAUGUGACUAAGGUGCUGGCAGUGGCAGCAGUGGACACGCUGCACUGGGCUACGGAUGGCGCCCAGAAUUUCGGCAUCAAGUGGCCCAAUGACGUUGUGGUGGAAGGCUGUAAGAUUGGCGGCAUCCUGGCACGCGCCGUGCCUUUCAGAGGCCGCCUGGAUGGCAUCAUCGUUGGCAUCGGUAUUAACAUCAACACCUCGCGAGCUGAUCUGGACGCGAUUGCGAGACCCGUGUGGCCUGCAACGUCGCUUCUUGCACUUUCGGGCCGCGAAUUUGAUGUUGCGGCGAUACGCAGGAGGCUAUUGGGAGCGUUCGCAUUGGAGCUGAAGAGAUUCUUCAUCGACGGGUUUGCGGGUCUGCGCGACCGGGUGAACCGCCUUGAUGUCCUUCUUGGCAGCGAGGUUUGGUUCCGGGUGCACGAGUCUGAGGAGCCGUUUCGAUGUGUGUUCGAAGGCAUCCAG